CCACGACCGGCCUCUCGGCUCGGCGUGCUUAUCUCUUGAAGACCGGCCUCGUCCCCGCCCUCGCGGACGAGGGCCGUUGCUUGAUUCUUUCAGAUCGGCCUCUCAUUGCCGACACUGUCGUGUCAUGUUCGGCCCCCCGGCCCGGCGUGAUUAUCAUCUUUGAAGACCGGCCUCGUCCCCGCCCUCGCGGACGAGGACCGUUGCCUGUUUUUCUCAGAUCGGCCGCUCAUUGCCGACACCAUUAUACCACGACCGGCCUCUCGGCUCGGCGUGCUUAUCUUUUGAAGACCGGCCUCGUCCCCGCCCUCGCGGACGAGGACCGUUGCUUGAUUUUCUCAGAUCGGCCGCUCAUUGCCGACACCAUUAUACCACGACCGGACUCUCGGCUCGGCGUGCUUAUCUCUUGAAGACCGGCCUCGUCCCCGCCACCUCGCGGACGAGGAUCGUUGUUUGAUUCUUUCAGGUCGGCCUCUCACUGCCGACACUAUCAUGUUAUGUUCGGCCUCUCGGCACGACAUAUUUAUCUUUUGAAGACCGGUUUCAUUCCCGCGCUGCGUUGGAUGAGAGCCGUUGCUCGGAUAUAUCGGCCUGACCGGACACUAUUGCCAUCUCCAUUAUCAGGACCGACUGCUCAGCGAUAUUAUGAUCAUUGUAUAUCGGCUCCCAAUGCCGACCUUCUUGAGUUAGCGAUCGGGCUCACCCCUCCCCUCCAGGAGGGUGACCAUCGCCUUCGCAUGACGACCAGCUAUUCCGUCGCCUCGUCAUUUUAUUCGUUUUGGUAUGCCACCACCAUUAUGUGUGACAUCCCGUGAUCCCUGCGAGUUUCUUGGAUACCGAAUGUCUUCUUCGAUGUAGGAAGAUCGGUAGAACCACGGACCAGGGACGGACAAAGAAGAGCUAGGGAAUCUCGAUGUAGAUAAACCUGUUCCUCCUUGCGAGUUUCGCGGAUACCGAACGUCUCUUCGAAGCAAGAGCGCCGGUAGGACCAAGAACCAAGGACGAACGAAGAAUAUAGAUUGCCUCCCUCAAACAAAAAAAAAAGAUGGGGAGAAGAGGAGGGUAGCUCCUAUACGGAAGGGAAUCUUGCCUGGGUGUGCCAGAUCUUCCCCCACUGCCGAAGACGAACGCCUCUCGAUGUAGAGGUUAGUAGAGACGCGGAGGGGGCUAGACGAACCAAGGGAGCUUGCCAAGAUAAACCUGUUUAUCCCACAAUGACCAUGGAUCGAUGGACGUGGGAUAACAAAGUCGGGAACCCGUGAGGGUAAACCUGUUCGUCCCUGCGAGUUCCUUGGGUACCGAACGUCUUCUUCGAAGCAAGAGACGCCGGUAAGACUAAAAGGACCACGGACGAACGAAAAAAGGGGGAAUCUCGAUGUAGAUAAACCUGUUCCUCCUUGCGAUGUCUGCGGAUACCGAACGUCUCCUCGAAGUAGGGACGCCGGUAGGACCAAGGACCAAGGACGAACGAAGACUAAAAGACUCCACAAAAAAAAAAAAAUGUCAGAAGAGCAUGGAGCAAAGAACGAUUUUAUCCCUCGGCGCUAUUGGCCGGGAAGUACAAACUGGAAAACAUAUGUAAAGAAUAAUUACAAAACUUAAGUACGAAGAAUGAAGUGGCCGACGACGAUCAGCUAACAUCAGGCUUUGUUUUGCCUUGGACAACGAAUACCAGCUCCCCAGAUCAGACAGAGGGACGACGCCCAGGUCCACCUUUCCUCCCAGGAUGAAGUCCUGGCAGACGAUCGGCUUCUCACAGCCAAUCAGGAUAGAGACUUCACAUCACCAGCACGGCCGAAGGCCGUGAGACAAUUAUCACUCACCGACAGGCCGAGGGCCAUGAGAUGAUCAUCACCAGUCUUAUGCAGUACGAUCGGCCCCUUAGCGCCAUCGUACCCGGCUCACGUUCAGCUCUUCCAUCCCUUCCAGGGUGGCGAUGAACGUCUUAUGCAUCAUGAUCGGCCCCCCAGCGCCAUCGUGUCCGGAUUCACGGUUCGGCUCGCCCAUUACCUCCAGGAUGGCGACGACCGUCUUAUGCAGUACGAUCGGCCCCUCGGCGCCAUCGUACCCGGCUCAUGUUCGGCUCGCCCAUCCCUUCCAGGAUGGCAACGAACAUCUCUUAUGCAGCACGAUCAGCGCCCCAGCGCCAUCGUGUCUGGCUCACGUUCGGGUCGUCCAUCCCGUCCAGGGUGGCGACGAACGUCUUAUGCAUCACGAUCGGCCCCUCAGCGCCAUCGUGUCCUGAUUCACGGUUCGGCUCGCCCAUUCCCUUCCAGGAUGGCGACGACCGUCUUAUGCAGUACGAUCGGCCCCUCAGCGCCAUCGUACCUAGCUCACGUUCAGCUCGUCCAUCCCUUCCAGGGUGGCGACGAACGUCUUAUGCAUCACGAUGGGCCCCUCAGUGCCAUCGUGUCCAGAUUCACGGUUCGGUUUGCCCAUUCCCUUCCAGGAUGGUGACGAACGUCUUUAUGCAGCACGAUCGGCCUCUCAGCACCAUCGUGUCUGGCUCAUGUUCGGCUCGCCCAUCCCUUCCAGGAUGGCGACAAACGUCUCUCAUGCAGCAUGAUUGGCCCCUCAGUGCCAUCAUGUCUAGUUCAUCUCCGGGUCGCCCAUCUCCUCCAGGAUGGGGACGGAUAUCUUAUGCAGCACAAUUGGCCCCGCCGUGCCAUUGUGUCGAUUUCAUGUUCGGCUCGCCCAUCCCCUUCAGGAUGGCGACGACCGUCUUAUGCAGCACAAUUGGCCCCGCCGUGCCAUUGUGUCGAUUUCAUGUUCGGCUCGCCCAUCCCCUUCAGGAUGGCGACGACCGUCUUAUGCGGCACGAUCGGCUUCUCAGCGCCAUCGUGUCUCUUUCACGUUCGGAUCGCCCCAUUCCCUCCAGGAUGGCGAAGAACGUCUUAUGCAGUGCGAUCGGCCCCUCAGCGCCAUCGUACCCGGCUUCACGGUUCGGCUCGCCCAUUCCCUCCAGGAUGGCGACGACCGUCUUAUGCGGCAUGAUCGGCUUCUCAGCGCCAUCGUGUCUCUUUCACGUUCGGAUCGCCCCAUUCCCUUCCAGGGUGGCGACGAACGUCUCUUAUGCAGCACGAUCAGCGCCCCAGCGCCAUCGUGUCUGGCUCACGUUAGGGUCGCCCAUCCCUUUCAGGAUGGCGACGAACGUCUCAUAUGCAGCACGAUCAGCGCCCCAGCGCCAUCGUGUCUGGCUCACGGUUCGGCUCGCCCAUCCCUUCCAGGAUGGCGACGAACGUCUCUUAUACAGCACGAUCAGCGCCCCAG
This is a messenger RNA of Cuscuta epithymum, 3267 nucleotides long. The record is from the annotation of a GenBank genome assembly. Lineage: Eukaryota; Viridiplantae; Streptophyta; Magnoliopsida; Solanales; Convolvulaceae.